This is a messenger RNA of Capsella rubella, 2077 nucleotides long. Its product is annotated as beta-glucuronosyltransferase GlcAT14A. Gene Ontology annotation, cellular component: membrane. The record is from RefSeq and is a predicted model, not a curated record. The transcript is spliced from 5 exons. Bases 548 to 1822 code for a protein of 424 amino acids. Gene Ontology annotation, molecular function: glucuronosyltransferase activity. Lineage: Eukaryota; Viridiplantae; Streptophyta; Magnoliopsida; Brassicales; Brassicaceae.
ACAAAAAAAAAAAUGAAAAAGUAACGAAAUUUAAUUUAGAAACAAAGAUUUGGAAAAUUUCUUUGUAUUGUUCUUAAGUAGAGAUAGAUUUUUCCACGAAUCGGAGUAUCACACACGCUCUACGAAUUUUCCAGCUUAAAUUUCUAGAUUAGAAUAAUUGUAUUUUUAUUGUUUUCACUGUGUGUCUGUCUCUUCAUCUUUUAUAUAAACUUUAACUCUCGACACAGCAGUGUCCCGUGUUCUUGAGCAGAACAAAGUAGCAGAAUAUAUAAGAAGAAGAAAAAAAGCUUCAUUGCCUCGAGAUUAAACAGUAUCUAUCUAGGCAACAACCUAAACCCCAGGAUCUUGUGUCUGAAACGAUCCUGAACUCAAGAUUGUUGCUGAGUCUGAAAGAUUCAGCCUUUUAGCUCGAAGUUUCCAAGAGGGCUGUAAAUCAGUUCACACUCUGUCGGUCUCUGCAGAUUGCUAAAGAGGGAUUUGAUUAGCCAAGAGAUCUGUUUUCUUUAGGAAGUUUGUUUACUUAUCUCAUGAUCACUGGUUUACAGCAAUGGGGUAUGUAAACGUGGAGAAGAGAUGGGUUUUUCCUCUUGUCAUCACAUCUCUUGUCUGCGUUUUUCUCCUUGCAACAUCUUUCAAUAUGGGCCUAGUCUCUUCUCUCCGAACAAUCAACGGGAUUUUCUCCAUCAUCCCUUCUCGUCUCGUCAGCAAUCAAACGAGACUUGACUUUGCAGAGUCCAAAGUUGCUAGACAAACCCGUGUUCCGCCUCACCAAGACAAGCUUCCCCGUUUUGCAUACCUUGUCUCCGGGUCUAAAGGGGAUGUAGGAAAACUUUGGAGAACACUUAGAGCAGUGUACCAUCCGAGGAACCAGUAUGUUGUUCAUUUGGAUCUUGAAUCACCGGUGGAUGAGAGAUUGGAGCUGGCUUCUCGGAUUAAUAACGAUCCUAUGUAUUCCAAAACUGGGAAUGUAUAUAUGAUAACCAAGGCUAAUCUUGUGACAUAUAAAGGACCAACAAUGGUGGCAAAUACUCUUCACGCUUGCGCGGUUCUUCUUAAGAGAAGCGCAAACUGGGACUGGUUUAUUAAUCUCAGUGCUUCAGAUUAUCCUCUGGUGACCCAAGAUGAUCUGCUUCAUACGUUUUCGACAUUGGACCGGAACCUCAAUUUUAUCGAACACACAAGUCAACUUGGUUGGAAAGAGGAGAAGCGAGCACAGCCAUUAAUGAUUGAUCCUGGACUCUACUUGCUGAACAAAUCAGAUAUUUACUGGGUCACACCUCGCCGAAGUUUGCCAACUGCCUUUAAGUUAUUCACUGGAUCAGCUUGGAUGGCUCUAUCACGCCCGUUUGUAGAGUACUGCAUAUGGGGAUGGGACAAUUUACCACGAACCCUCCUAAUGUAUUACACCAACUUCGUUUCAUCACCCGAAGGUUACUUCCAGACAGUGAUUUGCAACGUUCCCGAGUUCUCAAAAACCGCGAUAAACCAUGACCUUCACUACAUUUCCUGGGACAAUCCGCCGCAGCAGCACCCACACGUGUUGUCACUCAACGACACAGUCCCCAUGAUAUCGAGCGGUGCUGCAUUUGCUAGGAAAUUCAAAAGAGACGAUGAAGUACUUGAUAAGAUCGAUAAGGAAUUACUUAGACGGAGGAAUGAUAAAGAUAGUUUUACUCCUGGUGGGUGGUGCAGUGGGAAACCGAAAUGCUCCAUGGUCGGCGAUGUGGCUAGGAUUGAGCCUAGCGUUGGAGCUCAGAGGCUUCAGGGACUUGUGAACAGGUUAGUUAACGAAGCCAAAACUGGAGUUAGUCAGUGUAAAUAGAUGGAAUUCGAAGGGAAAUGGAAUCAUUUUGAGAUGUGAAUCAAAUUCAGGGAGAGUGAGACUGUCCUUACGAUAUAUAUAUUUAUAUUAUACAUAUAGAGAAUCUUGCACUUGCAGGCCUUAGAAAGACACUAUUAGACAUUGUUCUCGUUGAGUAGAUACCUUGUAUUCCACGUCACCUACUGGUCUCAUAUUUGUUUGAAAUUCAUCUCCCUCAAUUUUACAAAUCAAAUAAAAAUUAUAACCUUUUUCUUA